Molecule: messenger RNA, 405 nt
Organism: Racocetra persica
Lineage: Eukaryota; Fungi; Glomeromycota; Glomeromycetes; Diversisporales; Gigasporaceae
Source: the annotation of a GenBank genome assembly
GCUGAGGGGUGUACUCAUAGGUGCCCAUUAUGUGGAUCCAAAUGUGAAUUAGCAAAACAUGAUCCUGGAACACAUCAUGUAACAUCAUUUCAUUUAAUGGUUUGCUUCAAUGGUUGGAGAAAUUCAGAUACACAUAUAGCAACAUUGAAAAUAUGUAGUGAACCAGCAGCUCAUGACUCUUAUUGGAUAACUUGUAAAGAAAAAGAACCUCUAAUACUUGAGAAAUUUAUGAAGAAAUAUUAUCCAGAUUGGUGGCCAUUAGACCAAAUAGAUCCUGCUAAUGAUCAAUUAAUGCAAGUCCGAGCUAUGUGGAUGCACUUGAAAGAUGAAUUAUGUAAAAAGUGGGAUAUGAAGGAUGUCACUCCUGAAAAUUGGUUCGAUGCUUAUUAUCAUUUAUUUAAAUAA